Molecule: messenger RNA, 3294 nt
Organism: Adineta ricciae
Lineage: Eukaryota; Metazoa; Rotifera; Eurotatoria; Adinetida; Adinetidae
Source: the annotation of a GenBank genome assembly
AUGCUUCGAAUACCGUUUAUUCUCAUUUUGAUCCUUCUUAACAUCAUAAUUGAACGGCAUAGUAGUGAAGCCAUUCAAUCGCUUGAUGAUUUUUUUCCCUUUGGCCCGGAAGCAGAUGACAUCCGAAUGAUACGUAAUGAUGAUAAAAGUCUUGGUCCUAUACCAUUACCUUACAUAUUCCCGUAUUUCGAUAACAAUCAUCGUCAAAUCUAUCAAGCAAAUAAUGGUCUUUUUUCUUUCUUGGGUGGAAUAUCUACUUACAAUCCAAUUGAAUUCCCAAUUGGUAACAAUCAACGUUUAAUUACCCCGUUCUGGUCUGACAUUGACACACGUGGAGUCACGAGUAAUAUCUCUGAAAAUGCUGUUUAUUAUCAAGUUCAUGUUAGAAACGCGAACAACUCGAGUAAUGUGACAGCAUUUGUAUUUGACAAGGCUACACGCUUUGUUCGUCAAUAUUUUCCCCGAGAACAAAUAUUUGAACCAAUGAUGGUCAUUACCGGUACAUGGUAUCGAGUUGGAUAUUGUUGCACACAUAUAGACCGUCUUAAUACUUUUCAAAUGGCAUUAAUUACUGACCAAUCACGUAGUUUUGCAUUCUUUUUCUACAAUGAUUUACAAUGGGCUAGCCCAUCUUCAAAUGGACCAUAUGCUCAAGCAGGUUUUAAUGCUGGUGAUGGUGUUGUAUCAAAAAUGCUUAAAUAUUCUCGGACAGGGAAUAUUACAUUACUUGUUAAUGAAAGUAAUGUUAAUGUGCCUGGCCUAUUUGCUUUUCGCAUAGAUACAACAGAUAUUGAAGCAGGUGGAUGUAACGAGCACGAGAGUCUUACUCAUUUACCCGUGCGUGGUCCACAAAUAGGUGACACAACUAUAAAUUUACAGGGGCCAUGUUUUGAUUCAAAUACAACGGAAGUUCUGUGCCGUUUUGGUGAAUUCGGAACUGUCAAUGGUAUGAUUUUGAAUGAAUUUCGAGCUGUUUGUGUUUCACCACUUGCAACAUACCCUGGUAAUGUUGAAUUAACUGUAUCUCUUGAUGGAGGCAAUACAUUCGUAUCUUCUGGAACUUUCACAUACAUGCCCAUGACAAACGAUGUUCUUAUCAAUGAAGAAAUCAUCCUCCGUCAGAAUGGUACUGCUACACAAGCUGUUAGUUGGGGAGAUACAAUUGAACUUGAAUGGGUGAUGUCUGAAGCAUUAUUCGCUGGAAUUGAUUCAGAUGCUUUGAUUGAUAUUGAAUAUGAAUCAUUGAUACCAGACGAAGAAAGUACACGUCGACGACAGAAAGAUUCAAAUGCAGAUGUUGAUAUUAAAAUCGAUAAAGUUAUAACAUUGGCUUCAAAUAUUCGUCCACAAGUCGGUCGUCAAACAAUACAAAUUGAUCUAGCAGAAAUUGCGCGAAAACAGCCUCGUAUUAUUCCUCUAGCAGGUGUUGCAGUUGGUGCUAUUCGCGUUGGUAUAUUUGUAUAUCGAGCUUACAAAAUUUACCGUGCAGUUAAAACUGCGAUCAAAAUCAUAAAAGCAACCGCAGAAGUGACAUGUGACAUUUGGAGUUCUACUCAGCCGAAUCCUUCGACAUGGAAUCAAAAUCUUCCGCCGUGUCCGAACACUCUUCGGCAAGCUCAGGUUGCACGAGCUCAAUAUGUACCUGAUCCCGCAUGCAAGGAUGGAGGAUUUCUUCCUUCAUUUAUUCCCGUUGUUGGUAAUUGUUGGUUUCAUCAAGGACGACCACAGUUUCAAGAAGACAAUGCGGCAGCGUGUUUUCGCUCAGUUCAAUCUAAUCAACACGGCGCUGGUGGACAAUGUUGUUACAAUACCGCCGGACAAAUUAUCACUCGAGGAACUGGGGCUGGCAGCGAUGAUCGUUAUCACAGUGAUAAAACAUUCUGGAAACACCAGUUUCAUGAUGUCGCCACGUUUGUUGCUUGCUGUAAAUUACAAUCGAAUCCGGAGCAAUGCGAUAAGUAUCUUCAACAUCGACCUUCACGACCAGGAAGUGAUACUAUGGGUCAAUUUGGUGGUACUUGGGGUGAUCCACAUUUUUUAACACUUGAUGGAACUGCUUAUACAUUUAAUGGUUACGGAGAAUACAUAUAUCUGGCAGUUCCUUUGCAACAAACGAUCUCGUAUAAUUUCAAUACUACUUUUCGAUUCGAAUCACAAAUUCGUACUACACCGAUAGGAUCUGGGGCAGCUACUGCAACAGCGAUCAAAGCUUUUGCUGUUAGAAUUGGUAUGCAGAAACUUGCCAUCACAGUAUCUCGAAGAAAUCAACUUCUUAUUCUUCUGAAUAAUGAUGAGCUGAUAUUUGAAACUGAUCAAGAUACAUCGACGAACUUAGAUCUCAUUACUUUCCGUUUCGAAGAGUUUUUCAUUUCGAAAAAUCGGACAAAUAAUCAACUUACACUGGUAUGUGCACAAGGUGUUAGUAUUCAGAUCACACCAGUCUAUGUAGCCACAGCGUCAACUAUGGUUCUGAAUAUCGGCGCAGCAAUUAGUGGAGAAUUAAAAGGUGAAUGGACAUUAGGUUUAAUUGGUUCUUACGAUGGUAAUCCUUUAAAUGAUUUACGAGAUCGUUCUGGUGUCGUUAUUGGCACUGUUGAUGAACUUUCGUCACAAGAAAUACAUGAACAAUUUGGCAUGACAUGGGCGAUUGACCCUACUCGAUCUCUUUUCUUUUACGAAUCAGGUGAUAAUGCUUCGUUUUAUUCAUUUCAAAAUCAAAAUUACCGACCAAUGUUCAAUGCUCUUAUCGUCGAUUCUGACAACGCAAAUGCUCGUGAUGCUUGUGAGAUUCCUCACAAUGCAACUGAUUCAUCGCAAUGGUCUACUGUUCAACGCACUUGUUACUAUGAUAUUGUUGUUACCGGUGAUAUUGAUUUCGGCCGUACUUCACGUCAAGCAGCAGAACAACAAAUAGAACAACGUGAAGCAAUGCGUAAUCCUCCAAAAUUCAAUUCUGGCCUAUCUCUCACUCGAUCAGUACAAAUCGGUGAAGAAGUACGUCUUUCUUUUCGAGCCACUAGUGAAUUCAGUUCGAGUAUUAGCUACAAACUCCUUCGCGCGCCAAAUGAUGCAUCUCUUAACGCAAUGACAGGUGAAUUUCAAUGGAAAGUUUCGAAGAAACUUGAAACCACGAAUCAAAUUCCUGUUCAAGUUAGCGCACAAGAUACAGUUUUCAAUUUAACAUCAACUUAUGAAGUUCUACUUCAGAUUCAAGAAAAGAGUAAGGCUCUUUCACGUACAAGUUGUAUGUUUUUACUUAUUUUUACAUUCGUUUGCCGUGUAAUGCUUUCAUAA